Molecule: messenger RNA, 2520 nt
Organism: Vitis riparia (riverbank grape)
Lineage: Eukaryota; Viridiplantae; Streptophyta; Magnoliopsida; Vitales; Vitaceae
Exons: 13
Coding region: 240-2255 (671 amino acids)
Source: RefSeq, a predicted model, not a curated record
UUCGUUGAUUACCAAUCCAAACUGAGCCCAAUGUAAUUGAGAUCCGGCUCACUCUUUAACCUAAUCCAGCCCAGCCCAGCCCGCUCAAAAUAAAACCCACAAAUUUGGAGCGGCCCAGCAGCAACAAAGUUUCCCGCUAAAACAAAGCGCCACUACAAGACCGAAGCAGAUGGUGACAGUAUUUCGGCCGGAGGGGAAACAGGGAUUCUAAUUUCUUCAACUGCGAAUCCGCGGUCGCAAUGACUUCUUUUGAGAAUCAGAAGUUCAAUACUCACAUAGUAGAUGUAGAUUCAAUAAUGGAAGUAGAACAAGAUCAGGAAGAAGAUCCAUUUCUUGGAUUCAUCGAUUAUGCGAGAUCGGUGCUUUUGCCGGAGGAAGAAGGUUGUGAUUCAAACGGAAACAGAGAAGAGACUACAGGACCAGGAUGGAGCUGGAUUGCUUGUCGGAUUCUGAAAACAUGUAUUGCUUAUUCAAGCGGAGUCACCUCUGCUAUCCUACUCUCCGAACUCUCUCAGGCUUGGAAUGAGCAACACAGGGCUCGUGCUCCAAGAAAAAGGCCAGAAUGCAUUAAUCAGUUGAAAAAGAAACAUGGGAGAAAAAAGCUUCCAAAUACUGUCAGCAUUGAUUCAAUAUAUGAAAAAAGUUUCCUCUCUUUGAGCAGUGUUUUGGAAGCUGUUAUUGUUGAUGCUUUCCUUCUACCAGGUACUAACAUAUACAUGCUUAGGUUGGGGGAUUUUUGGAGCUCCAAUACAAUUGAUCUCUAUCUCCAUCGCAGAUACUAUGACUUGGUAGAUACUAAUAAUGGGAUUCUAAAGAGAGGAAGAGAAAUUUCCCUUACUGGAUGUUAUCUUCGAACUGCCUCUGAAGGAUCUGGUUGUCCACGACUUCUGCCAACAGAAUAUCUUGUAAUGCUCUUAGAUGAGGAUCAAGAUGAUGAUGCAAUGCUUCUAGGAGCUCAGUUUUGUUCAGAUUCUUUCUCUUCCAUUACUCUUGAUGCAGUGAGCAAGGGUGCAUUUUACUCACUGUAUGCAAGGAUUGAAUCUAUUGGAUCACUGGAAACUCAGGGAAAGUUUGGUAGCAUACAGAGGAAACAAAUUACUCUUGUUGAUAAUGAUGGUGUCAAAUUGAAGUUUCUCUUAUGGGGUGAGCAGGUUCUCCUUGCCAAUCUUUUGAGUGUUGGAAGCAUGCUCGCAUUGGACAGACCAUUCAUUGCAAGUUCUGUAGAUAGUGUAAUUGAAGCAUGCGGGGAACUCUGUCUUGAAUAUGGUAGUGCAACACAAAUAUAUUUGGUGCCUUUCAUUCAGCAGGAGGAACAAGUAAGCAUUUCAUUGACACCAAAUCGGUAUCAAGGAUCCAGGCUGCCAAGCACAUUUGAUCCAAGUCAGGGCCCUAAAGUUUCUCAAGUGACCCUACCCUGUGAUUCUCAGGGGUCAAUUGACUUCAGUAAUUACCCUUUUCAAUCAUUUGUAACCGAUCUACGUGACAAGAUGACUAGUGUCAGCCUCUAUGGUAUUGUUACAGACAUCUUUCGAGAAAGAAAUACUGCAGAAGCUAUUUUCUCUUUGAGAAUUGAAGACACAACUGGUGCUAUUUGGGCAAAGCUACAUUUUUCCAAAUCUUGGUCAUUGGGAAGAUUAGGCCUUGGUCACACUAUUUAUAUAUCUGGCUUGACAUGCUCUAUGACGAAAGAAAAGCUUGUUGAAGUUUUAUGGUUCGAGAGCGACAGAUCUUCUUUUGUCAACCUGAGUUGCUUGCCAGCAUUACUGAACUCAUCUUGUCUCCAUCAGUUAUCCUACCUCUCUGAUCUAUCCAUCCAGAGUAGUCGGACACAUAUAUGUCGGGUUUGGCUUGACCAAAUUGAGCACUGUAAUGUGAAUACGAGAUUUUCACAUGCUGUUUGUGGCCAUUUUGCUAACGAGACACCUUGUGGGUUGAAAUGCAACUUUUGUCAUUGUAAUUGUGAUGCUGAAGUGAUGCGCACUUUCCAUUUGAAAAUAACCAUCGCAGAUGAGAGCACAAAAAUUUUUGCAUGGUGUACUGGUCAAACUGCAACAGAGUUGCUGCAAAUUUCUCCCGAUGAAUUCAACGAGCUUUCAGAGGAAGAGCAAGUAAUGUAUCCUUCUUCCCUUGAGAGUGAAAGGUUCAUGGUUGCAAUACUGAAUUGCAAGAGGCAGGGUUAUGGAGCCGGUGAGGAUCCAACUUUAGAAAAUGAAGGGGUUUCCUGGGAGAUUACUAGAGCACUGAAGUGUGAAUGAUAUUUAAAUGUACAAGGUCGAAAAAAAAAGACCUGCAAACUAGAGGCAACUCCAUGAUUUAAAAAAAAAAAAAUCAUGAAUUGUUGUGCAAUUUUGUAUUAUGGGUAUCUAAGAGGAAAAAAAAAUGUUUUUACCUUUUAAUGGCUGAGUAUAUCGUGUGCAUAAAUGUUAUGAGCCUUCCCAUUCCCAUAAAAUGUUUGUAGUAGUCGAGUUGUAGAGCCUGCUCAGGAAGGGAAAAGAUACAAAGCUCUGCAUAAUUUUCCCA